Messenger RNA from Glycine soja, 686 nucleotides. Its product is annotated as late embryogenesis abundant protein 2-like. Lineage: Eukaryota; Viridiplantae; Streptophyta; Magnoliopsida; Fabales; Fabaceae. Bases 130 to 540 code for a protein of 136 amino acids. The record is from RefSeq and is a predicted model, not a curated record. The transcript is spliced from 2 exons.
UUCAAACCUCAUCACGAACAAAAAGUGCUUGCCUUGCGAUACCAUAAGAAAAACCUUCUUCUAUUAUAGUGAGUGAGUGAGUGCGUGAGUUUCCUACAUACACCCUUUGAUUUGAUUUGAAGAACAAAGAUGGCAUCCCAUGAGCAGAGCUACAGAGCUGGUGAGGCCAAGGGCCGAAAUCAGGAGAAGACCAACCAGAUGAUGGGCAAUAUGGGGCAGAAGGCCCAAGCUGCGAAGGACAAGGCCCAGCAGGCAGCCCAUGCUGCAAAGGACAAGACCCAGCAGGCGGCCCACUCUGUAAACGAGAAGGCCCAAGAGAAGAGUGGUCAAACUAAAGAAAAGGCCUCAGAGAUGGGCCAGUUCACAAAGGAAGCGGCCCAGUCUGGAAAGCAGAACACUGGUGGGUUCCUGCAGCAGACUGGAGAAAAGGUGAAGGAAAUGGCCCAGGGUGCUACUGAGGCUGUGAAACAAACCUUUGGUAUGGCACCACAGAAUGAUGAAGACAAAGACUACUACCCAACCCAGCAUGGCAGAGAAUAGAAUAGUACUAGUUUCUUAAAUAUAGUUUUCAACAUAAAAGAGGGAGGGGAAUGUACUCUAUUAUCUAGUUUCAAUCUUGUCUUGUCAAGUAUCCUAAUGCUAUCUAUAAUUUACCAUUUAAUCCUAGAGUCAAAAGUUUCCUUUUC